UUGAUCUAAUUUUCCUGAAAUGCUCUGCAGAACAAGGGGCUUUCAAUAUACCUUGUACAUGUACUUAUAGUAAAUAAAGAUAUUAUUAUUUAUAUCUUCUCCACACAUCAGGAAGCAGGGCUGGAUACAGCCUAAGUUGUCAGUGGCCCUGAUAAACCCAACAACAUGUUUUCGGUUUCGAAGAUAGCAGCAAGAUGCACACAUAUGGCGAAGCGAUCAAUCUCCCGUUCGGUUCAGAGAUAUAGCAUCGAGACCGAACCUCCAUAUUUAGAUGCAGGAGGCCCAGAGAUACCAGAAUAUUCACUAGUUAAUGUACAGAUGAAGGGAUAUGAUUUUACUGUGCUAGAACAUUAUGGCAAGUGGGUUCACAACACAGCCCUCAACAUGGGCCUUGAUGUAGAAGACAGCUGGGCAACGCCGCCAAAAGCUUUCAUUCAAAAAUACAAAAAUAAGACUCUGGCUGAUUUGACUUCUGUCAUGGCUCCACUCUUUAUUGAAGUAAUCCAGGCAGGACUUCCUCAAGGAGUAAAGCUUACAGUUCAAGAGCAUAUACCAGAGCAUACACAGGUGCGGUACAUCCCAGACUUGGAACUUAGAGACCUUCAUAAGCAGCUCACUGACCUUGGAGGACCCAGCAAAAAAUAGUCCUGUUUGACAAACUUAAGUAGUGUUCUUGUCCAUUAUUUAUGAAGUGGCUAGUACUUGGAAACUUUUAUAAAUAUGGUAGUGUUAGUGAUGAAUAAAUGUUAAAAAUAAUUACAUAUGUAUUUUCUGAGAAAUGUAUUAUUACUCAAAUCUUUUGAAAACUUUUGAUGAUGAAUAUUUGAUUCACUGAAGUACUGUAGCACUUUAAAAGUCUUUUAUUUGUUAUUUAGGAAAGCUACUUAGAUUAUUCAGUCUGUGACUUAAUUCUUUAGCUAAAUUGAGUAGGUUGCGAAUCUGCAUUUUGUCAGACUUCUAGACCGUGUAAGUUGCAGUUUCUCCCUAUCUGAUAAAAAAUUAAUUUUUAAUGUCCCCCACACUGUGCUAAGGUAUCAGACAAGGUGAUAUUUUAACUCAAGCUACUGCCGUUCAGUGGGUAGAGUGAAAAUUAAUUCAUUAACACUUAAGGGAAAAGUAACUUGUUGCUGGAUAAACUGUGCUUAUUGUAGAUAACAAUACAGGGAGAUGAACCCGAUUCAUUAUAAAAAAUAUGUAAAUAGGUUAUGUGGAUUUUACCCAAAAAUGUAUAUGUUGUACUGUAAUUAAAAAAAAAUAAAUCAUUAAAAAUCUGUCCAAAAA
Molecule: messenger RNA, 1281 nt
Organism: Cherax quadricarinatus
Lineage: Eukaryota; Metazoa; Arthropoda; Malacostraca; Decapoda; Parastacidae
Source: RefSeq, a predicted model, not a curated record